UUACUGUUUCCGCUGGGAAAGCCGAUUUGCUUAGGCUACCGUGAUAUUUACCCCUCUUACCUAAAUCUAACAAAGACUACGAACCAGAUGCAGAGUAUGGCGGAUCAUGACUGAAAAAUACGUGGGCAACUUUAUGAGGGAGUGCGGACGUGAGCGGGAGAGCAACAGUAGUAGGUGGCGGUAAUGCGCUGGUUGCCACCAGGUUGCCACCCGCCGUACAAACAAGAAGAAGAAGCAACAAACCGAGAUAGUUAAUAAACGUUCAGUUGUUGUUAAAAUGAGUUCAGGUUCAACUUGUGCCGUUGUUGGUUGCUACAACAAUUCAAGGAAAUUGAAGGUUUUUUCACAAACGUUGUGUUUACAACACCAGAAACUUCGACAAGAUUGUCCGUGCCCCAUGCCGUACUCUUUGCAUUCAAUGCCGAAGAAGGAGGCGCGGAGACGGUCGUGGCUUGCAGCUUUGAGAUUAAAAUACCCUCCCAAAAGAGUGUAUGUUGCUCUUAUCACUUUGUCGAGAAGAGGCCCACAGAACUGCACCCCGACCCGGAGCUGUACCUGGGCGACGACCUACCUCCCCCGAAGAGGAGGCGAAAGGUAAUGUUAGACCGUGCGAGAGCGACCCAGACUGCUAAAUCCACAGGCAACUUUAAGUAUCAUGACUUCUCGGUGGGCUCUUCAACUGUCUCAAGCUCUGCACAUCCCACUGAACUGCAAAGCCGCUCAGUCCACACACAGUGGGAGGACCCUUCACGGAAUGAUCAUAAUUAUUGCAGGCCGGCCAUCGGUAAAGAUGUGCAGGAUAAGGCAACUCAGUGUGAUGGGAUUGGGUACUUCAUGCUUCAAAACGACUCAGAUGCUUUGCUGUACACUGGGCUAACCCGAGAUGUAUUUAACAUCCUUGUGUCAACGUUGGAAGGAUACGCUAGCAAUGUAUUUACGAUGUCGGUGCGGGAUCAAGUUCUCUUGACGCUGGUGAAACUAAAGACCAACCGUAUGAUAGGUGAUCUGAGCAGACAGUUUUGUGUAUCACAGAGCAUGACUAGCAAAAUAAUCUCAUACUGGAUUGACAAACUGGAGGAAGUUUUGCAACCUCUGAUUCCGUGGCUUCCUAAAGAAACUAUUGAGGCAACCAUGCCUGAAGCAUUUAAGAAGCACUUUCCCAAUACAACAUGUAUCAUAGACUGCAGUGAGAUCCUUUUACAAAAACCUGAUUCUACAGGGGAAUCACGCAACCAUGAUUGUACAUAUAACACAGUGAAAUACCUGGUAGCUGUUGCCCCAUGUGGACUAAUCAUGUUUGUCUCUGGAGCAUAUGGAGGGCGAUGCAGUGACCAAUUCAUAACCAUGGUCUCUGGAAUAUUAGACUACAUAAAGCCUGGAGAUGAGGUCAUGGCAGAUCGAGGCUUUACCAUAAAAGACUUGCUGUUUGAGAGAAAGAUUCAAUUUGUAGUGCCCUCUUUCAAAAGACAAGAAGGACAGACACAUGAGGAAUAUGCGGCAUGUAGUAAAGAAAUGGCACACGUGAGGAUUCAUGUUGAAAAGGCACUCGGACGUUUGAAAGUUUACAAAAUGUUGACAGAGGUUGUUUCUACUGCCUUGGCUCCAAAGAUGAACAAGAUUCUGAGAAUAUGUGCUGCUCUUGUCAAUUUAGGGGAGGAUGUCACUCGUGGUUCAAACUAACUCAGCAUUUGAGAACCUCAAGAACCCUCAGGACUGUCAAAAGAAAUGGUGCAGUACUGAAAUGAAAAUCUAUAAUGGUGGAAAAAUGAUGGGAACAAAACAUGCUGGAAGUUAUAUUCAUUAUGUGAACAUUCUUUGUAUGUUUGUUCUGUUGUACAGAAUGUGAUUACUUCCGUACACCACAGCUUACCCAGGACCAAAUAAAGAUAUUGAUUUCAGUCCUUUUUGUGGUUGUUCUGGUGCAUGUGGUUUAGUGCCACUGCUGUAAAUGGUUAUAUUCUAUAGUUAUUAUAUUUUUUGUUCCAUCUUAUUGUUGAUACAUUUGUGGAGUUUUUUCUUAUCCCUUUCUUUCGUUUUAUACAUUUUAUACAGCCAUCUGCAUGGUCAUAUUUUUCAUUUGUCACCUGUUAAUUCAUUUCUUCUAUUCAUUUCAUAGAUGUUUGCAAUUGUCAGGUGUUAUACAACAACGGUCCUUGUCACGUUACAUCUUACAAUGAAUUUGUUUAAACUCUCAAGAACUUGUUUUGGAAGGUGGAGACCAAUAUGUAACGACUUUUAACAUGUCAGGAGCUUUUUAAAGGUGCCAUGCUGGUAUGUGAAUGUUUUGUACUUUUUAUUUGGAGUAAAUUAUACUGUAGCAACCGUGUUGCAUAUCCUUUCGUUGUUAAAACAGAAAGUUAACAGCUGUAAAAGCAUGUUUUUGCAUAAAUUUGAAAUAAAGCUGAUUUACAUAGCGUGAAGGUA
Messenger RNA from Micropterus salmoides (largemouth bass), 2424 nucleotides. RefSeq lists its product as uncharacterized. The transcript has 2 exons. The record is from RefSeq and is a predicted model, not a curated record. NCBI's taxonomy places the organism in Eukaryota, Metazoa, Chordata, Actinopteri, Centrarchiformes, Centrarchidae. The coding region runs from base 598 to 1680 and encodes 360 amino acids.